AAAAAAAAUUGUAAAUUAUACCCCCCUUUAAAAACAUACUUUAAGUUAAGAGAAGGCCAGAAACUCCAGAUUCGAGCCUGCAAGCAAGGGAUUCACUUCCCGGGCCGUUGUGAAAACAAUUGUCCAGACAAUUAAAAAAAUCUUUUAUCACUUUCACGUUUGUAUUAAGCUUCCAAAUGGGACCGACCCCAAGUCUUUAGCCCUUCCCGUUCAUGAAAUAUCUAUCGGGGAAACAAACGCAUUCGUGCUAAAAAUCCUUGGUAGACAAAAUUGCGGCACAACAAUUCGGUACGUAAACAUAGACUAGUACAUGUUUGCCAGCCGAUUACGGGUCAUAAUCAUAUUGUCACUUGGCGCAAUAACUCACUUAAUGUAUAUGUAUUUUAUAAUUACUUAUUAAUGUAUUUUCAUUUUAUUGUAAAUAGGCCAUCAAAAAGGCUGUAUGAAUCGGAUAGUGGCACUGAUGAGAAUGAGACAGACACAGAGAGUAGGCCACCACAAGUUAUUGACCAAGCAACAACGCCCAAAGAGUCACAAAGCCUACUUUCAUCUCCGCCUCGCUUAUCUGCACAGGCAUUGCGAGAGGCCAGCAGUGAUGUGCAAAGUGCUUCUCCAAUACAAGGUGCUUCUGAUACACCCUUCCGUGGGCAGAUUAUUGGGCCCACUGCUGUUACACAGAUUCUCCGAGUCUUGGAGACAAUGCGAGAGAAGAAUCGUGAAAUUAAGAGGAUGGUGCAGCGAAUGCUGUUAAGGUCAGCAGCAGAUGACCAACCGCUGCAACUUCCGAAAGAUAUCUCAUUCCCUAUUCGUUAUCCUGAGCAGAUAGAAGCAUUCGAUGAGCUUCUGGGAGAUCAGAAAAUGCUCUCAUCUGUGGUGCGGUUCCUCUCAAUGUUUGGUAUGGCAGAUGUACGGGAAACUGUUGACCGCUUGAUGAAAGAAACCAUGUCAAAUGAACUGGCAAGAAUGUACAAUAUGAAGUGGCUGAAGGGGAAGAAAAAGUUUGUGGGCCUCUAGAUACUGAAUGUAUUGUAUAAAUGUGUCCAAAGGAACUUGCCGACAAAGGCUGCAACGAGGAAGGAUGUUGAAAUAGAGGUUUCAAAGUGGCUGGCUGGGGCGCGGGACCGCGAUGGGGGAAGGAAAGCAAGAAACAAAGUGUCAGAGACCUUACCUGAAGAAAAUGAAGGAAGUGACUAGACAUGUUUUUAAUUUAAAAAUGCAAAUUUAUAGAGGAUAUUUGUUUGUUUGUGUGUAAGAUGAAAUUUUAUAUCAUCAAGAGAGCUUUAAAAACAGUAUUCUCAUGAGUGGCUAUGCGCUCGUGAGAACACUGUUUUUUAAAGUUCCUUCAAUGAUAUAAAAUUACAUCUUACACAACAAACAAUAAAGUGUCUUUUUAUUUUAUGCUAAUGAAAUUUCCUCAAUAUUAACGUUAAUAUUAAAUCUGUUUUCCCCACUGUUAACAUCAAUUUUAGUUGAAUUUAAGUCCAAUUUCUCAUAAAUACAGGAAGUCUUGGGCUGAAAAAUAAGUUUGACAAUCAACUUUGAAUAGCCAUGAUAUUAUUUAUUGAAUUCAAAAAAUUUGAAUGAUGAUAAAAUCUUUAAAAAGUACUCUCCUAUCAUAGAAAAGUUUGAAAUUUUAAUCAUUUCACUGUGAAAUUAUCAAAUAUAUUUUUCACGGAUACAUCAGUAAUACACUCAAAAGCAUAAAAUAAAUGACUUUUAUUUUACAUUUUCAAACCUUUACUUCAUCUGCAUAUAAGUUAUUCCACUGAUUGAAAGUCAAUAUGUAUCAAGGUAUUUUUAAAAUGUGAUAAGGGUCAGAACUACAUUAAGCGGCUCAUUUGUUUAUCUUGUUAUACUUUUUGUUGCUAAUUUAAAUGUUUGAGGUCAUCAGCAUAGCAUGUCUUUCUUGUAAAUGCAAAAUUCUUGUCUAGUCAAAUUUUGCCUUCUAGUCAGUAUAUUCUGCUGCUAUGUUAUGUUUGUUGUUGACAUUAUAUGCUGUUUUUCUGUUGUCUAUAUGCUGUUGUUUUUUUUUUCCAUUAAACAUUGUUACUGCACGGAGGAAGGAAGUCUAGUACUGGUGUAACUCUCCAGAAACGAUGGUUAGGAAACUACCCGCCUAUAUGACGUAAAAGGCGUAAAAUGAAACAAACAAACAAAAAACAUUGUUACUAUUUAAAUCAAGACAUUAAAUGCUUGGGGAAUGUUUUUGAUACUGAUCAAUACAAUUAUAACAUCUUGUCAAAACUUGACACUAACAGGGAACACAUGUAUUGAUAUGGUAUUAACCUUUAAAAUAAAGUUGAAAUACUUUACAAUGAUGAUUCUUGUAAUCUUUAUUGUUGUUAUUGUUGAAACUUUGAUAAUAUCGGAGAAAUUACUGAAACCAACUAUUUUUACUGACAAUUUUUUUAAUGAAUUUCUUCACAACAAAUUUGAUCUUUGUGUAAUAUCACAUUUUAAUUAUUAUUGAUUUUUACAAACUUGUACAAACUAUUUUUUACUUUUCAUCAGCUGCAUAUUUUGUUUACAUGUCUAUAAACAGUAUUUCAAUGUGCCAAGAUUUUGUGUAUUAUAUUUGUUACUUUUCAUUAGCUGCAUAUUUUGUUUACACGUCUAUUAACAAUAUUACAACCGUGCCAAGGUUUUGUGUAUCAUAUUUGUUACUUUAGCUGCAUAUUUUGUUAACACGUCUAUAUAAACAGUAUUACAACCGUGCCAACCUUUUUUGUAUUACUUUUUGUUACUUUUCAUUAGCUGCAUAUUUUGUUGACAAUUACAACAGUGCCAACCUUUUGUGUAUUAUAUUUGUUACUUUUCAUUAGCUGCAUAUUUUGUCCACACGUCUAUAAACAGUAUUACAACCGUGCCAAGGUUUUGUUAAUUAUAUUAAUUUUUUUUCAUCAGCUGCAUAAUAUUUUGUUUACACAUCUAUGAACAGUAUUACAACCGUGCCAAGGUUUUGUUAAUUAUAUUAAUUUUUUUUCAUCAGCUGCAUAAUAUUUUGUUUACACAUCUAUGAACAGUAUUACAACCGUGCCAAGGUUUUGUUAAUUAUAUUAAUUUUUUUUCAUCAGCUGCAUAAUAUUUUGUUUACACAUCUAUGAACAGUAUUACAACCGUGCCAAGGUUUUGUUAAUUAUAUUAAUUUUUUUUCAUCAGCUGCAUAAUAUUUUGUUUACACAUCUAUGAACAGUAUUACAACUGUGCCAAGGUUUUGUUUUAUUAUAUUUGUUACUUUUCACGAGCUGCAUAACAUUUUUUUCUUCAGCACUACCAUACCAAAGUGUAAUACAUGGUUGUAAUGAACAACUUUUUAUAUUAAUUGAUGUAGAUCUAUAUCAUUUGAAAAUGAAAGUAAUUGGUAGAUAGAAAUUUGUAAUGAAUUACAGUAAAUGUAUAAUACUUUUUCUAUGAAUUAUGUAGAAAGUUAAAAAGACAUUUGGGGUCAUACUGUUGAUUCACUGAAAUUUAAACAUUAUACACAUAUAUUUCUUGGAGUUCCAAAGACCUUCUGUAAAGUUUUACCAGUGUCUAGCAUAAGUUUCAUUUUUCCUUAUAGUGAUCUGUAAGGUAUCUAAUGUUAUAAAACUGCAUUUUUAAUUAUUUUGUUCGUACAUUAUAAACAGUUUUCCAUUACAUGUUGCUUAUUUAGUGUACCAAAGUAAUAUUUACUACAUAGGACUUUUUGAAUAAUAAUUAAUAUUUCUGUAUUUUUGAAUUAAAAACUAUGUAGUCAAAAUGAAAUUCUGUGGAUUUACAAAUAUGUACAGUUUACUCGGAUUUUUAUAUUGUACACUUUUCUAAGUUUAUUUACAUAAGUAAAGGUUUCUUUGUUGACAUCAGGCGUCCACAGAAUGUAUUGAGAAUCUGUAUAUAUAUGAUAUACACUUACCAUAAGUGAGAUUACUAAAUAAAGUUACAUUGUUAAAGCAUA
Molecule: messenger RNA, 3934 nt
Organism: Ruditapes philippinarum (Manila clam)
Lineage: Eukaryota; Metazoa; Mollusca; Bivalvia; Venerida; Veneridae
Exons: 4
Coding region: 400-1014 (204 amino acids)
Source: RefSeq, a predicted model, not a curated record